This is a messenger RNA of Cimex lectularius (bed bug), 2434 nucleotides long. Its product is annotated as annulin-like. Gene Ontology annotation, molecular function: protein-glutamine gamma-glutamyltransferase activity. The transcript is spliced from 15 exons. Gene Ontology annotation, biological process: peptide cross-linking. The record is from RefSeq and is a predicted model, not a curated record. Lineage: Eukaryota; Metazoa; Arthropoda; Insecta; Hemiptera; Cimicidae. The coding region runs from base 120 to 2390 and encodes 756 amino acids.
UCAGCUGAAAAAACUUUGCAAAAACAAUUUCACACUUUUUUACAUUUAACACUGAACGGACAACUGUCAAAAUUGACUACAUAUCUACAAAUAUUUAACAAAAAGAUCUACAAUUCACAAUGAGUUCUCAAAGUUCGCAAACGUCCAUUUCAGAAACUUCAAACAUUUCAAUUGAAUCUGCAAAAGGUGAAAAUGAAAUUAUAAUACCAUAUUUAGUGACCAAGCGUUUAGGAGAGAAUUUCAAAAUGAUGACCAAUGUACCAGGAGCACUAAUGGCAGAAAACUACGAAUCCCAAAACAUGAACCAACAAAUACCAUCUAUAACAAAAGUGGAUCUAAACUUUCAAUUAAACGGAUUCUACCAUAAAUCAAAUAUGUACGAAGUCAUGAAGAGAAAUAAGAACCCACAGCUUGUUAUAAGAAGAGGUCAGCCAUUCCGAGUUACUGUAACUCUUAACCGUCCUAUUGGCCUUGAUGAACGAAUCAAACUAUUGAUUUAUGCAAAGGAUCUAGAUAGUGCUUCAGUAGAAGACAAUACACACUUUACAAUCACCCCUAAGAAAACGCAAACGGCACAUUUGGAUAAAGGAAAAUGGGUCGCUGUCUGGGAUUUCAUCUCUCAAGAUGAAAAAACUCUGUAUAUUCUGGUCAUGUCAUCGCAUGAUUCAGCAAUAGGAAAAUGGAAUAUGGAAAUAUGGUUGGACAACGGUAUCCAAAGCAGCACCCCUUGGAAAAUGGAAGACCCUAUUUUCCUCAUUUUCAAUGCUUGGAAUAAAAAUGAUGAGGCUUUUGUCCCCGAUCCAAAAAGCAGAUUUGAAUACAUUAUAAAAGAUGUUGGGGUUAUUUUCCGAGGGAUUCACAACUCUAUAACAAAAGUGUUCUGGAAGUAUUCACAGUACGAAGAACAAGUGCUCGAAUUCGCAGUAGACCUGGUACAAAACAUCGGCAAGUUGCCGCUGGCCGAAUGUGGAAGCCUGGCCCUCGUAAUGAAAAAGAUCGCCGAAUCAAUUAUACACCCUCCAGGUAUUGUUGAGGAAAUGAAAGCGGAAAACUACUCUACAGACAUGACCAUCUGGACUGGGACUAAUACAUUACUGCAUAGGUUUUCAGUGUUGAAAACUCCAAUUAAAUAUGUACACCAUCAUGUCAUCUCUGCUCUCAUUGUGUCAUGCUUGAGAACUUUGGGAGUUGGAUGUAGAAAUGUGACUUGUUACAAUUGGGCAAUCAAUCCAAUAGAACCAAUCUACACAGUAGAUUUAUUAUACACCAGUAAUGAAAUGUCUGAUGUUUUCGCAAGAAAAAUGAAUUCAAUAGCAUGCUAUUUUGUGUACACAGAAGUUUGGGCAAGGGGAAUUUGCGCAAAUAAGGAAGUGACCGGCUGGUACGGACUCACACCAGAUCAGGGCCCAUUCCCGAUGAGACUUAUUAAAAAAAUAUCAAUGGAAAAGGAAAUUCAAAACAAAUCUUUCUACGGAAAUUUUAAUUCGGACUGUAUCAUCUGGAAAUUUUUCCGCCACAACCUACCAAUCAAACUGGUCACCGUUGAUGUUAAAAGUAUUGGCUCAUUAGUGGCGACAAAGGCAGAAAAUUCAUGGCGUUUGUCAAAUAUUACAUCAUACUACAAAAAACAGAAAGUGCAGACAACAGAAGAAAAAAUCAAGGAAGUUGUACUUUUCACAAGGGAAGAACCAUUAUUCCAGAGAUUUUAUGUUAAUAAUGAAAACUAUGAUUUAUCAUUUGAUCUAAGUGUUAAUCAGACCUUCAAGAUUAAUGAAACUAUACGUGUCACAUUUGGGGUUAACAAUGUUUCCAACAUUGCCAAUUAUAGUGUAGAAAUCCGGGUGAUAGUGGCUUCAGUUUUAUGCACUGGGCAGUUUGUCGAUUGUGUAAAAGAUGAUAGAAAAUUUAUAUAUUUGGAGCCAAAGUCCUCACGACACCACACUUUUAUGGUUCCAACGACGGAAUAUAUACCAAAGUUAUCUAAUGAAUGUAUUUUCAAAGUCAUGAUGCAAGCAUACGUGAAAGAAAAUACUUACGACUAUUACGAAUGUGUUUUCAUUAGAGCUAUUUUGCCUGAAUUGAUGGUUUCAAUAGAGCCAUUUGCAAAAGUCAACUGUAAAACAAUAGUCGAGUUGAGUUUUACUAAUUCUACCCUCGAGACAAUUGAAGAGGCUGUUCUAAGUUUGGCUGAACUGGACAGUUUGAAUGUAAAGAUUUUCAGAAAGUUUAAGAUCAUGCCGCAAUCCUCAGUGCAGGUACAGUUCGCCAUGGUCCCACGGCAGAUCGGUACUUACCACAUGGCCGCAAAGCUGUUGACCGAUCACUGGAAUGUUGUCAACUAUGUUAGAAUCCCUGUGAAACCACAUAAUCCAGGCAAUGCCUUAUUAUAAAACUGUAUCUCUUUUACAUUGUCAAUACACUGUACUACAUUUUA